UGCGCGUCCGUUGCCCCGGCAACCGUUUUGCAAACGCCGCGAGGGGCCGAGGGAGCGUCCGCAUGGCCCGGCGCCGCCUGGAGGAGGCGCUGCAGGCCUCCCGCUUGGAGGAGGAGGCGGCGGAGGCAGGCAGGGAUGUGGCCCCGCGGAGGGUCCCGCUCGCCCACGACCCCCACGGCAUCUUCAGCCUCGGCUUCGGCCCCGCGGGGAGGCAGCUGGCCGUCGGCUUCGGCGAUGGCGCCCUCCAGCUGGUGGACACCGAGAUAGGCCUCCCGGAAUCCUCCUCCUCCUUGCAGACCGGGCCUCUCGCGGGUCCCGUGACUGCCGUCUGCUUCCUGAAGGCUCAGCCGGGACUGCUGCUGGCCGCGGGGGCCGAGGGUUCCGUCACUGCUUUCCUCCCACCGGCCCGCUCUCCAGUGGCUUCCCUGGCUGAGGAGGGGAACGAGACCCACGCGCUGGACGUCUGCCGUGAUGGGAGCACCUUUGCCACCGCCGGCAAGGACCGCCACCUCCGCCUCUAUGACACCCGCACCCUCCAACUCUUCCGGAUCAUCAAGGCGCCGGACUUCAUGGCUGGGGAUGAGUUCACCCCGCUGAGUGGCCACUCGCGGAGGGUCUUUGCGCUGCGCUUCCACCCGGAGGAGCUGCACCUCUUCUUGACUGGCGGCUGGGACAACUCGGUCAAGGUGUGGGACAAGCGUGUGGCAAAAGGGGCCCAGAGCGUGAUCAAUGGGCCCCACAUCUGUGGCCCUGGGAUCGACAUCAAGGGAGACCUGGUCCUGACCGCCUCAUGGAUCCCGCACAACGCACUGCAGCUCUGGGACCUGCGCACUGCGUGCCUGUGGCAGGACCUUCCCUUCCCCGGGAGCCCCACGCAAGGGGAGUUUCUUUACGGCGCCCGGUUCUGCGCAAGGGACAUGGUGGUGGCCGGGGGCAGCGGCACCAGCGGGGCCAGCGUCAUCCACACCGGCACGGGGAAGGUGGCUGGGGAGAUCCUUCUUCCCAGUAAGCCGGUCCAUGUGGUGGCAUCGGCUCCUGGAGGGACCACGCUUGCCGUGGCCGGUGCCGGAGGGAACCUCCACCUUGCACAACUCCACUGAGGCCACGCUGCCCUGGAGCAGAAGAGUUGUGGAGGCUGCAAGGAGACAUGAGCAUACAUACAUCUAGGUGAUCCUGUUCCUGUCACCCACUGUUUCCCUCCCCACCAUCACCCCACAACAGCAUUGAAGUGGGGCAAUAAAGUGUCCUGAGCGGA
Molecule: messenger RNA, 1255 nt
Organism: Anolis carolinensis (green anole)
Lineage: Eukaryota; Metazoa; Chordata; Lepidosauria; Squamata; Anolidae
Product: probable serine/threonine-protein kinase PkwA
Exons: 6
Coding region: 63-1100 (345 amino acids)
Molecular function (GO): protein binding
Source: RefSeq, a predicted model, not a curated record